This is a messenger RNA of Micropterus salmoides (largemouth bass), 3482 nucleotides long. RefSeq names its product probable E3 ubiquitin-protein ligase TRIML1. Lineage: Eukaryota; Metazoa; Chordata; Actinopteri; Centrarchiformes; Centrarchidae. The transcript has 4 exons. Gene Ontology annotation, molecular function: protein binding. The coding region runs from base 1031 to 2236 and encodes 401 amino acids. The record is from RefSeq and is a predicted model, not a curated record.
GACCAAUCGAAUGGGGGAGUCUAUUGACCUUCUUCACAAACAGUGAUUAGUUGGGGCCCCUGUGAGGUAACAUCUUUUGACAUGAUUGUUACCCUCAUACACAUAUUUACAGCACUGUAUAUAACUGCAGCCACAGUUUAUUUUAGAAAACCUUUUUAGAAGGUUUUCCUUCAUUUCAUGGUUUUUAGCAUGGUUUAAAAACACAUUACAAAUAUUUUAAAUCUUGAUUCAGAAAGAUGCAUUAAAUAGCAUUCUGUGUGUGUAUCUUUCUUGUGUUUAUGCAGUUGCAAACAAUGAUUAUUUCAACACCUCCUCCAGAUCGAUGCAUUUGGGAAGUCAUCUGAGACUUGGCAGCUGCAGCAACCUCUUUAAUGCAAGAAACUUCCAAAUUAAUAAUAUAAUAUGUUUUUCUAUUGUUUAUCCUCUUGGAUUUUGUUGCCGACAACAUGGCAACUCAGUAAAUUCAGGAAAGCAGUGUCAAAUGUCAGUUGAUAGUUCAACAUGCCAGCAUGGUCCUUAAAAUGUCAUGGUGAAACAUUCUCUUUUGACCAUGUUGGCUUUGUAAUAUGAGCUGAACAAGUCAUAUAGUGUCAAUAUCACAUAAUGCGUCACUUGUACAGUGAAUGCCUGUGGAAGCGGCAGUGUGGCCUCAUUCACUCACAUGGGGAAUUAUUGUGGUCCUCCUGGUGAAGGCAGCACUGACAAACACUGACACUUGGGUCACAACACUGCAGUCAUGUAAUGGCAAUGAGAUCAGUGGGCAUAAUUUUCACCUUGAAAGGUGGCAGCAGCACAACAAAGCCUUCAGUGCUGCUAGCAAACUGUACCAUCUGAAAAUACAGUCUCAUAAAAUAUGUUAUGCCUUUUAAUAAACAGUCAAUGAGAAAGACAAGCUGGUUGUUAACAGUAAACACACCCAUGGCAGUCAAUCUUCACUUUGUUGCUAUUUACAUCAAGUCUCAUUAUAAACUGCUUCUGCAGCUGCACUUCACCACAAACAACUGACUGGUGUUGAAAUUAGCUAUGCUUAAUGUGUGUGCAACCCUUUUUUCAGGAGACAAUAGAAAAGCACCAAGAGUGUCUAAAGAAGCAAAGGGAAGCAGUGAAAUACAGACUGAAAAAACUGGCAGCGCGGCAAUCAGAAAUCACAAAAAAGUCCUCAGUCAUAAGGGAGCGCAUCAUUCGGAAAUAUCAGGAGAUUCAGUCUGUACUGGACGAGGACCUCAGGAUUACCCUGUCCCACCUGGAGAUGGAGGAGCGGGCUGCUGUCUCUGCCCUGGAUGGGCUGAUGGAAAGCAACUGUUCUCUAAUACAGGAGAUAGAGCAGGGCCUGGCCAGACUCACAGUGGCACUGGAGCAGACCGACACAGAGCCUGAUACAAUGUCUUUCUUUUCAUUCCCUGAGCAGCAAGACACAGAUACAGUGGACAGAGUGAUGGAUAUGCUAAACAGGACAGACCCGAGUAGCGUAAGCCUGGACGAAGUAAAAGCUGACCAGAUCCUCAGCCUCACCAACAGCAUGCUCCUGCUAAUCUCCUCACAGACCCCUAUAAUCAAGAAACUCUUCAAGAGUUGUCAGUUCACACAUUACAUUUAUAGCCAUAACUUGACCUAUUUAACAUGUAGAUUUCUUUGUGUAAAAUUUGUCAAAUAUGUGUCUCCAGAUUCCAGUGAGGUGUAUCUGGAUGCAGACACGGCCCACCCAAAGCUGAUCAUCUCCCCCCAAGGUGACAGUGCCACCUACACAGAAACCUGGCAACAACUUGCUGACCUCCCUGGACGCUUUGACACCACCCUCAAUGUCAUCAGCUUGCAAGGCCUCAGCUUUGGUCGCCAUUACUGGGAGAUUGAUGUGACUGGGAAGACUUACUGGGAGCUUGGUGUAACCUAUCCUACCAUUCCCCGCAAGGGCACUACUGAGGACUGCUGGCUGGGCCGGGGGGACGAGUCCUGGUGUGUGGAGUUCUUUGAUGGGGAAUAUACAGCCUGGCACGGAGGGAUGCCCCAUCAGCUGCCUUUCACAAAACGCUUCUGUCGGAUUGGUGUUUUGUGUAGCUUUCCUGCAGGUUUGGUGACGUUUCUUGAGGCAGACAACAUGACGCCACUGUUCUCCUUCUGUGCAGGAACCUUCUCAGACUGCCUCCACCUGGCCCUGUGUCCUGGACAUGACCACAAUGGCACCAAUGCUAAACCUAUUGUAAUCUGUAAUACUCCAUCCCCUACCAGUGAUCUCUGAUUAGUAGCUCCACAGAAAAGCUUUUAAUAACUCCUUGAUGAGGCACAACUUUCAAAUUUUUACCAUGUUCACAGUCAUAGUUUAGCAUGAUAGCAUUAAAAGCCAAGAACAGUAGGUUUCUCCUUCGGGGAGCCAUGAAUGUCUGCACAAUAUCUGGUCCCAAUCCAUGCUGUAGAUGUUAAGAUACAUAUUUAAGAAGAUAAGCAAAAACUUUGUCCUGCUGGUGACUCUAGAGGAAAAGUCAGGGAAUCACCAAAGUAAAGUGGAUUCAUCUUCACCAGGUAUUCCUGUACACCAGGAAUAGGCCAUCUGUACAAAAUUAUUGGCAAUUCAUCUCAUAUUUGAGAUAUUUUAGUCUAGACCAAAGUGGGAGACAGGCCAACAGAUUGACAUUGCUAAGGCUUAAAAUCAUCUACUACUUCUUUGUAUUCAGAAGUCAAAAGAGCAGUGUCAGGAUAAAUUUCAUCUAUAAAGCAUUGCUAUUUCCUUUAUUAACCAUUACUAAACCCUUUAUGAAGGGGGCCUUAUUACAAAGUGGUACCCUUGCUGAAACAGAAUUGCUCCUCUUUGAAGAAAAGUAAUUAUCAAGUAUUUCAGAUGACAUAGAGACACAGUGUGAUAAAAAUCUCUUUUAGGAAGAUAGUUCCUUACAAGGGAUCGUGUUUAAGGAGAACACUGCAUAUUUCAUUCAGUGCCUGUGCUGUGUAUUUGUAUUUAUGUACUUUCAGAUGGAUGUACUGAAAUAUUAGUAGUAGUGUCUCUAAGCUCAUUAAACUAAGCAAAAGGACCAUGAAAACAGUGUUUUAUGCAUAUUGAGUUUUACAUAUUCUCUCUUAAUGACAAAGUCUUAUUUAAAAAAGGAGGUUUUACUUGGAAGUCAUAAAAGUUACUAAUGCUGUUAUACAAGUCUUUUUGUGGCAUAUUUGAUUGGCCAUACAAUCAUGCUGGAAGUAUUACACUUUACUGAUUUUAUAAAUGUGUAAAAAGGCAAAAGAAAGCUAAAAAGGCACAGUAAUGUAUCCUGCUAUGUCCCUUGUAUGUGGAUCCAAAGUCUACAUUACACACGAACAAACAAUUGACUUUGCAAAUAUACUCUCUGAGCCUUUGUGUUGCAUUGGAACGCACACUUAUCCAAUUUGAACCACAUUAAUUUCAAUUAAUUUCAAUAUGAAAAAUGUUUCGGAGUCAGUGAUCUUGAUUUUGUACCAUUUAUAUGUUCAUCAUGUUUGGUAACAUGAGCAGUGUU